Molecule: messenger RNA, 5015 nt
Organism: Cryptotermes secundus
Lineage: Eukaryota; Metazoa; Arthropoda; Insecta; Blattodea; Kalotermitidae
Product: elongation factor-like GTPase 1
Exons: 18
Coding region: 774-4046 (1090 amino acids)
Biological process (GO): cytosolic ribosome assembly
Cellular component (GO): cytosol; ribonucleoprotein complex
Molecular function (GO): ribosome binding; GTPase activity; GTP binding
Source: RefSeq, a predicted model, not a curated record
GUUCAAACUUUAAAAUUUUACAUUUUUAGUUCCACACUCUAAUGUACAGGUUAACUUAAAAUUAAUAUAAAAAUUUCUGGUCAGAAUGUACUUGUCUGAUUUGCGCAGUGUGCGAUAAUAGUAAAUGGAUAAAUUUACCUUUGCAUGAGAUGUAUGGAAAUCCAGAAAAGGAUACAUUAAAACAUGACAUUAUAACCCCAUUUUGCAUUACGUUAGUAAUUUUAAGCCACUGUACAGAGUGUACAUCAAAGUUGCUGCAACUUAUAGCUAAUAUGUUCAUAUGUUACAGCACCAAAAUUAUCACAUUGGCUAUAUUGUUUCGGUUAUUGUGGUGUGUGAUUUGAAUGUGAUUGCACCAUCUGUGCGAAAGUAUAAUCUCAUAAUUCAUCACAUCGGUGCUAAUUAUGGUUAUAUAGUACUGUGAUGGUGUGUUUGCUAAACCGUUUUGCUCCUUGUCUGAACAUACUUAUCAAGAGUAUUUCGAAGUAAGUUUAAGGAAUUUUUUAGGUUACGUGUAGUCCACAUGUGUUAUCAGACUACAUGAAAGGUAGUGCCUGUAGCAAUGUAAAAAGAACAGACAAUUACAUCUUAAAGUAACUUCUCGCAGUUAUGGUUAGAUGCAUAUUAUAACAGAUGCUCGUAAAUGUCAUGAACAGGUUACUGUGUCAGCCAAAUUGUAUGUGGCUCUGAAAGCAUAUUCGUAAAGUUUGCCAUAGCGUACUGCGGCCAUGCGAAAGCUAUAAUUGGAAUACUGUGGUAAGCGUUUUAUCGAGAUGAGGCUUCUCAACCCCCAGAAGUUGAAGGAACUACAGAGCAACCCAAGCAGAAUACGUAAUAUAUGUAUCCUUGCUCAUGUUGAUCAUGGGAAAACUACAUUGGCUGAUUCUUUGGUGGCUACUAAUGGCAUUAUAUCUCCAAAAAUGGCUGGAAAACUUAGAUAUAUGGAUAGCCGUAAGGAUGAACAGGAGCGUGGAAUAACAAUGAAAAGCAGUUCCAUUUCUCUGCUACAUAGUAAAGGAGCAGAAGAAUAUCUCGUUAAUCUGAUAGAUUCUCCUGGUCAUGUGGAUUUUGCAUCAGAAGUGUCUACAGCUGUGAGGCUUUGUGAUGGAGCCAUUGUAGUGGUGGAUGUUGUGGAAGGAGUGUGCCCACAGACGCAGGCUGCUUUGAAGCAGGCAUGGCUGGAGAAUAUCCGACCAGUAUUAGUGUUGAACAAGAUGGAUCGUUUGAUCCUUGAAGUGAAAUUGUCACCUCUCGAUGCUUAUGUUCAUCUCACACAAAUCUUGGAACAGGUUAAUGCUGUUAUGGGAGAAUUAUUUGCUAGUGAAAUACUGGCUCGAACGAUACCAGAAAAGCCACAGUCACCAAAUGAUCCAGACAAAUCAAGUAGCUCCUUGUAUGACUGGAGUACUGGGCUUGAAGAUGAGGAUGAUUCACACCUUUACUUCUCACCAGAUCAAGGGAAUGUCAUUUUUGCCAGUGCUAUGGAUGGUUGGGGUUUCAGUAUUGAAGAUUUUGCAAAAUUAUAUGCAGAGAAACUAGGUGUUAAUGAAAAGGUUCUGCAGAAGACGUUGUGGGGAGAUUUUUACCUUCAUGGCAAAACAAAACGAGUGAUGAAAGGUGCACAGGAAAAAGCCAAGAAGCCUUUGUUUGUCCAGUUUGUGUUGGACAACCUCUGGGAAGUUUAUGAUACAGUUGUUGUUAGAAAGGAGAAGGACAAACUCCAAAAGAUAGCUGACAGCCUGAACAUCAAGUUGACAGUCAGAGACAUGCGGCACACAGAUAGCAAGGUGCAGUUACAGGCCCUUUGUGGGCAGUGGUUGCCGCUUGCUAAAACAUUACUAGAUAUGGUGUGUAUUAAAUUACCUGCUCCAUAUGAAAUUACAGAAGAAAAGGCAGAAAAGCUGAUGUGCUCUGCAACCGAGAGGUUUGACAGUUUGCCAAGUGAAACACAGCAGUUGAAAUCAGUGUUCUUGGCAUGUUCAAGUGAUGAAGAUGUACCUGUAAUAGUAUACAUCUCCAAAAUGUUUCCAAUGGAACGUGGGUGUCUUCCUCAGUAUCGUUCUCGGCCUUUGACUGCUGCUGAGAUAGCCCAACGCAGAGAGCAGGCUCGUCUUCGACAUGCACAAAGACUUGCACAGAGUCAUGAUGUGCCGCAUGUAGGUGGUUGUGGAGAUGAUGUGAUACCAAUGCCGGAGCCUCACCUUCUUUCACAUGGAGAUGAAAUAAAGACAGAAGAACAAGAGGCACAAGAACAGAGCCAUGAAGAUGUGUUUAUUGCAUUUGCACGAGUUUUUAGUGGCACAGUUAAGAGAGGCCAGGAGCUUUAUGUGUUAGGGCCUAAACAUGAACCGCAGUCUGCACUAGAAAAGUUAAAAAAUGGAGAAAUAAUUGAUCCAAAUUUAACUCUUAAGGACCUGAAAUCGGGACAGCACAUCACUAGAGUGAAAAUUGAUCAACUCUUCCUGUUAAUGGGGAGGGAACUGGAGACUUUGGAUUCAGUACCUGCUGGAAAUGUGCUCGGCAUUGGUGGCUUAGAAGAGCAUGUGCUGAAAUCUGCAACUUUAGCUUCUACUGUAGCUUGUCCAGCUUUUACAGAGCAAGCACAAGUGGUUGUACCUAUUGUCCGUGUCGCAGUGGAGCCGGCACACCCUCAAGAUAUGGCUGCUCUGGUACAUGGACUGCGACUGUUAAAUCAAGCUGAUGCGUGUGUGCAAGUUAUUGUGCAGGAGACAGGUGAACAUGUUUUGGUUACUGCUGGAGAGGUGCACCUUCAGCGUUGUUUGGAUGAUCUCAGAGAGAGGUAUGCAAAAGUGCCCAUAAAUGUAUCUGCGCCCAUUGUUCCUUUCCGUGAAACAGUAGUUGUUCCUCCAACUGUGGACAUGGUCAAUGAAGCAAUUCAGGAUCAGAGUAUAGCAAGAAAGGAUGGAGACACAGAAAAUACUGAUGAAGUUAUAACUAUGUGCACACCUAACAAACAGUCUACAGUGAAAAUCUGUGCAGCUCCUCUUCCAACUGAAGUGACAAGUCUUCUUGAGGCUCACACAGAACUUCUUAAAGCAAUGGAUAAACAUCUUCACUUUAAAGCUGGCCAUCAGACAGAAGAACAGAGCAGUCAAAAGUCUGAAGACUUUCCUUCAGAUAACACAAGUGGAAAUCAAAUGGUGCUUACAGAAAGAACAUUGAAAGCAAUUGAGACAUUGAAAGAGAGGUUGAAAGAUGCAUUUUCUGCUGCUGGUGAUGAAUGGAAAGGUGCAGAAAACCAAAUUUGGAGUGUAGGCCCAAGGCGAUGUGGUCCUAAUGUAUUACUGAACAGAGUAUCUGAUUAUGACCGUCCAGCAAUAUGGCAGAGGCUGCAUGGCUCUGACCCUCGCCUUGAGUAUGACAGCAGUUUUGUUAAUGGAUUCCAGCUGGCAACACUGGCAGGACCUUUGUGUGAGGAACCCAUUAUGGGUGUCUGCUUUAUUGUUGAGGACUGGACACUAGCUGACAAAUCUCAACUAGACCUACUGUCCACUAGUGAGACUACAAGCGGCAGUCAACCCUAUGGACCGUUUUCAGGACAGAUGAUGUCAGCAGUUAAAGAAGGUUGUAGGAGGGCAUUCCAGGCUCAGCCACAGCGACUCAUGGCAGCCAUGUACACUUGCAACAUCCAGGUCAACGCAGAAGUGCUGGGCAAGAUGUACGCUGUUCUGGGGCGUCGUCACGGACGCAUCCUUCACGGAGACAUCCAAGAAGGAACCAGCACCUUCACCGUCACAGCUGUGCUGCCCGUCGUCGAGAGCUUCGAGUUCGCUCCAGAGAUUCGCAAGCAAACCUCUGGGCUGGCUAGUCCGCAGCUCGUCUUCAGUCACUGGGAGGUGAUCGAGAUAGAUCCAUUCUGGACACCUCGCACAGAGGAAGAAUAUCUGCACUAUGGAGAGAAGUCUGACACUGGAAAUAGAGCUCGGCGCUACAUGGAUGCUGUACGCCGUCGUAAGGGACUUGCAGUGCAGGAGAAAUUGGUUGAAUUUGCAGAGAAGCAGAGGACACUUUCAAAGAACAAAUAAUCAAUAUACAAAUUAUGUUGUCUUGUGCAUAAGAUUCUUACAAAAUGCAUACCUGUAUCCAUCAUCUUAUUUGUUUGGUAUUCUUCAGUUACUGGUCCCUCUCACGUCUUGAUUGAUGGUCCACACAUUUUAUAACCCAAAAAAAUUUAAGCACACCAACAGUAUCUCCCAAUCAAGAAACCUUAGUAGAAACAGAGAACAAGUUACAAAGUCAUUAAUAUGAGAUUACUUGUAUUUCAUGGAACAACAUAUACACUUCUUUCACAUUUUUAAGUUCUUAUUAACAGUGGAACACUCAAAAUAUGGCAAUUUUGGUAAAUCAUUUGUUAUGGUAUGCCCCUGAAUGUUAAUGAUGAUACGUUUGUGUUGCAGAAAAUAAUGUAAGGGCCAGAAUUAUCUUGAUGUAGGGAGAAAGGGUUAAGAAUGUUGCAUGUCAUACCAGAACAUUAUGUUGGUGCAUCUUUAAACUGAGUUUACUGAAAAAUCACAAUUUUGGACAUUCAACACUUGUGCCUUAAACCAUGAAUAUGGCUCCAUACUUGCAAACCUUAGAUGCUGCUUGAUGUUGGUGUGAAAUAUAUACAUGUAGGCUUACAUCUAGGAUUUCAUUUUGUGAAAGGAACAGAUAAAAUUCAAUGAAUAAAAACAGAACAUUCAUGGUCAGACUUCAGAUCAAUCAUUUUCUUGAUAUAAAUGUUUUCUAUUAUAAAUUCUUCCUUUUUUCAUUGAAUUCAAGUAGAUGGCACAUUAGUGCCGAAACAUGUAGUGUAAAAGUUAAGAGAAAGGUGAAAUUGUGUGCACUGUAAGACAGUUAGCAAAAAUACACAUCAUGGACAGGAAUCAGUGCAACAGGACGCUAAAAUAUAACAUUAUUAACAGAAUUCAUGUAGAUAAACACACUGUUUUAUUAUAUCAAAUUUCUUGUAUAUAGGAUUAAUUGGGAAAAAUUAAAAAUAGCAUUUCUGAAUA